AUGAUCCGCAGGAAGAACGCGAUGAUCCGCCAGAAGAAUGCGAUAAUCAGCCGCAAGAACGCGAUUAUCGACCAUAAGAACGCGUACAUCAGCCACAAGGACGAUCUUAUCAACCACCAAAACGCGUACAUCAGCUACAAGGACAAUCUUCUCAAUCUUCGCCAAGCGAUGCUGGAAAACGUACAACUCAUCAUCGCUAGCAAAGACGAAGUCAUCGCCAACGAAAAUAAACGCCUCGCUGUCCUAGAUAAGUUCAACGCGACCCUACUUGCCAGGAUCGUCCAUCUGGAGGACCUGCUUGGAGAUAGGCUUGCCGCGCGUCAAGCCUCGGUAUCCGAUGGAGUGCGUAUCAGGUUUCGACAGGCCCAGCUUGGUGACAGACUCGACGACUUCACCGCUCAGUUGAACGAUAUGCACAGCCGCGAUGGCGAUGAUGCCGGUGCCUCUCAGCGACUGGCCGAGACGCUCAAGCAAGAGAUAGAGGCAAUGACCGCUAGCAUCGAGGCGCUCCUUGUGUGGAAGAAGAAAGCAACUGUGGCUGUGGGAGAGGAGUUUGGAUCGGAGGAGCAGGUGUUUGGAUCGGAGGAGGAGGAGGUUGGAUCAGAGGAGGAGGUUGGAGCGGAGGAAGAGUUUGGAGCGGAGGAAGAGUUUGGAGCGGCGGAUCAGCCCAUGGAUGAAGCCUAG
Molecule: messenger RNA, 684 nt
Organism: Parastagonospora nodorum SN15
Lineage: Eukaryota; Fungi; Ascomycota; Dothideomycetes; Pleosporales; Phaeosphaeriaceae
Exons: 1
Coding region: 1-684 (227 amino acids)
Source: RefSeq, a predicted model, not a curated record